Messenger RNA from Fonticula alba, 798 nucleotides. RefSeq lists its product as hypothetical. The transcript has a single exon. Lineage: Eukaryota; Rotosphaerida; Fonticulaceae. The record is from RefSeq and is a predicted model, not a curated record. Bases 1 to 798 code for a protein of 265 amino acids.
AUGAUCAAGGCCACCUUCGUCCUCGCUUUCUUCGCCAUCAUCGCCGUGGCCUCGGCCGCGCCGGUGGCCGACAUCGCCCUCGACACCGAUGAGGCCGGCGUCAUGGUCAACUCCGCCACCAACCCCUGCGAGCGGGACCUCAAGGAGUUCGCUCGCCUCAUCAGCGACGAGAACACCCGUUGCACGCACUCGGCCCUCGAUGCCGCGGCCUACGUCGGCAUGUGCACCGUGGCCGCCGUCAACAAGUUCGACGGGAAGACCGUCAACACCGCCACUGCCUUCGAGGACUGCUCCCAUGUCCUGGUCAACCACCAGGCCUGGUGCGCCAGGCACGAGCCGGACUCCAACGCCGCCAAGGCCGACCUCUCCAACUACAGCUGCCCCACGCGCUACCAGACCACCUCCGGCAACACCAAGUUCCCGAAGAAGGGCUGCGACAACAUCGCCCUCGACAAGCUCCGCGCCCGCUUCACCAAGUCCUGCGGCAGCGGCAGCUUCGCCGGCGCCACCCUGGACGCCCUGUGCAACAACAAGAAGUGCAUUUCCGCCAUCGAGAGCCUCCACGAGUGCAGCAUGGACCGCUUCGCCUCGGCCCACAGCGUGUGCGCCCUCCUGGAGAACACCUACUCCUUCAGUGUCUUCUGCCCGGAGGACACCCGCGGCUACAAGGCCUUCGCCGAGCUCGACUGCGAGGUCAAGAACGCCUGGGAGAGCGACAAGGACUUCAAGCGCGUCCGCGAGCCCCCCGCCGCAUCCGGCUCCGCCUCCUCCGGCUCCGCCUCCUCCGGCUCCGCCUAA